Cyprinus carpio (common carp) is the source of this 2768-nucleotide messenger RNA. Its product is annotated as zinc-binding protein A33-like. Lineage: Eukaryota; Metazoa; Chordata; Actinopteri; Cypriniformes; Cyprinidae. Gene Ontology annotation, molecular function: protein binding. The record is from RefSeq and is a predicted model, not a curated record.
UACCAGAAGACUCUUCAUCCACCCUCUCAUACUGCAACAGUCUGUCCAACAGAAAACUGACACAAGCAGAAGUGUUUAAUUCUGUGCAUGUAGGUCAAACAAAGGUGAAGCAUUUGAUAACUGUGCUAAUGAGACUCCAGGUUCUACCUUUUGUCUCUAGAAACUUUUAAUAGUUUCCUCUGAGCUCUUCUCAGCUCCUCCUGAAAACACUCUUGCUCCUGAACAGAGAAAUUAAGACAGAGGGAAAACUGGAAUGCAUACAAAUCACAUGAAGGACACAAAGAACAACUUUAACAACUCUCUCCUCGGUGCCCAAAAGGAGAAGCUCAUCCAGGCGAUUAAAAAGAUCAAACAUGAAAUUGAUGAAUGUAACGAGGCUGAGAAAGAUGCCUUUGUGGACGCACUGGAGGUCGAGAACAGAUUUGAAGAGAUAGAACAUGAAAUUCGAGCAGAGUUCCAAAACCUCCAUCGUUUCCUGGAUGAGGAGGAAGAGACAGACCUGGAACGGCUGAGGAAGGAAAGGGACAAACGGGUGAAGAUCUUAAAAGAGAGAGAGAAAAAGUUUGCCAUGCAGAGUAGAGAUCUAGAGAAAGCCAUCGAGACUCUGAACUGCAAACUGCGGGAAGAUGACAGCCCCAAACUUUUGAAGGAAAUCAAAGAGCUUCUGAAAAGAUGUGAGGUGAAUUUCAUUCGUCCUCCCCCAAUAGACAGCGAAAUUCUCUCUGGUCACUUUGUGGGGCCCAUUCAGUACCGGAUCUGGAAACACAUGAAAACAUCCCUCUACCCAAACAUAUCCACGCUGACUUUUGACCCUGAAAUGGCACAUCCCCACUUGACCUUCUCUGCUGAGAGAACUUCAGUGACGUUCGAGGAAGACAAGGUGCAGCCUAACGAGAACCCAGACGAAAGGAACCCGAAUCGCUUUCACUUCUAUUACUGCGUGAUGGGGUCAGAGGCCUUCACUCAUGGGCGUCAUUACUGGGAGGUGGAGGUGAAAGGCAAGACCGCCUGGCGAGUGGGUGUGGCCAGGGUGGACAUACCCCGUGGAGAGAUGGACUCCUCCUCCACAUUAAACGGACUGUGGACACUGUCCCUCAGAAAUGGCUCUAUCAUGGCCUGCACCCACCCAAAGCCCACAAAGGUGCUCUCAUACACCCUCCCCAUCCGCAUCGGCAUCUUUCUGGACUGUGAUAAGGAGGAGGUGUCUUUCUACAAUGCUGUAACCAUGACACCACUCUUUUCUUUCUACAUGGGGACUGUUCUAGUGCCGCUCUAUCCAUACUUCAACCCAUGUGACACAGAUGAAGGAAAAAACUGUGCUCCUCUUUCCAUAUUUCAUCCAUCACUCUGAGGGAUUGACAUGGAUGUCUGGUUUUUCCACUUACUGCUGACACAGUUUGAAAUGCAGAAUUCUGAUCACCUUGAAGCUUGUAUGCCUUUAAAGCUAGAAAGCAGUUUUUGCUGAGUAGUUGUAUUUGGAUCAACCAUCUAUAGUAACACUAAACAGUAGCUGUAUCCGAAAUCGACAACUACCCUCAUUCACUAUUCCCUACAUUACUCCACUAAUAUACUUUGCUGAUAAGAAAAGAAAAUGAGAGGGCAAAUUCAUUCAUGUUUGUUCAUUCAUUAUUUAGGUGCAUUAUGGGAUUAAAGGAGUACACCCUAUUAUAUCCACUAUGCUUCUAGACAUCACUGCAAAUAAUGCACCAUAUGGGGUGAUUUUGGACACAGCCACUGGGAUUUGCUCUAGUCAGCCAGUUCAGGAUCUGAAAAGACGUAAAAAGUAACACUGACAAUAGAUUUUUUUGCUGUGCAGUUCUUUAUAGAACCAAUAUCCCUUACACGUAAGGAAUAUUUCACUCAGAAAUGAAAAUUCUGUCAUUAUUUAUUUGUUUCAAAACUGUAUGUCUUUACGGUUUGAUGUCAUGAUGUUGGUUAUGAGACUCUUGAAAACCAGCGAGCUUAGUUUGAAUUUAUUGACGUCCCGCCUGCACCAUAUUUGAUUUGCAGAGGAGGUGAAGAUUAUCAGUAAAAAUAGUGCUUGACUCAUAUGGACAACAUUUAUAGUGCUUUUUUGUCCUUUUUGGAGCUUGACAGGCUGUGGCAACAAGGAACUAUUGGUGUCUAAAAGAAAAAAAAAAGGUAACAAGAAGAAAAUGAAUUGAUCCUACUAGGAAACAAAAUAAAAAUGUAUUUAAAUGUAAAUGCAUUUUAAUUUGAGAGUGAAUAAUGAUUAAUUUUUCUUUUUAUAUAUUUGUAUGCAAAUAAAUACAUGUAAUUUAUCUUGCAAAAUGUUUGCAAGUAACCUUUGUGCAUGUGUUGUAUCAUAAUAAUAAUGUGUUCUGACAUAAUAAAUCAGAAAGCCAAGAAGAAAAAAAAGAAUUAUAUUUCUGUGCCUGCUGACAUACUAUUAAUAGCAACUGUUUACAAUUACCUGUCUAUAAAUAAGACAUGUCUGUUGCAUUCAGCCAUUCCCAGGAACUACUUUGGAAACUAUGUGUUGCUGUAGUGACAGAGAAGAAAACCAAAAGAGGGAGGGUCCCUCUGCACCCUGCCAGCAACAGGCCGGGGAGAAGGAAAGAAAAAGCUAGAGAGAUAGAUGAGUGACUUUAAAUGUGAUUGACUACAAGGGCAGAAAGCUCUUUUUUUUCUUCUUUUGCAGCCACAGCCACAGGAGAGGCAUGUCAGAGUGCUGUGCGCAGGCCUUUAUAUCUGCUUUAUAAACCACACACCAAGACACAUUUUAAAAUAAUUUAUUAUCAUUUCUA